This is a messenger RNA of Phytophthora sojae, 1611 nucleotides long. RefSeq lists its product as hypothetical. NCBI's taxonomy places the organism in Eukaryota, Oomycota, Peronosporomycetes, Peronosporales, Peronosporaceae. The record is from RefSeq and is a predicted model, not a curated record. Bases 24 to 1577 code for a protein of 517 amino acids. The transcript has a single exon.
GACUCGUGACCCUCCAAAUCCGAAUGAAGUCGGCCCUCUCUCUCGCUGCGGCUGUGCUGGCCCUGGCCGCCUCCGAUGCCGUGGUCUCUGCUGCGUCCUCGCUCCCGUCCAUCAAGCUCGGCUUCAACAUCCAGCGCUCCACCAUGGAGGUCUACGGCACCUCCAGCUUCGACGUGUACGUCAAGCCCGUGCUCAGCGGCAGCAACAUCUCGUUCGACGGCAAGGUCACGUUCCAGCAGGACGGCACCACGCACAACCUCGUCCUGGUCGACGGCAUCCCGUACCAUGAAGUGAUCAACAGCACGGCCGACUCCACGACGUGUCUGCCCACGCAGCUGUUCCCGAGCGUCCCGGUCAUUGUGGAGGCCAUCGCCUCGGCCACCGCCGUCUCCAGCGUCGACACGAACCAGGACAUCUCGUGCGCCAACGGCGCGUGGCUCAGCACGACCUUCGCUGGCGAGUCCUACGUGCUGUGCACGGGUUCAGACACCGAGGACGGCAACUUUACGGUGUACGGCGAAGACCUGAGCAUCUCGUUCGAGUACUUAACUGAAGACGUGACGAUCACCAAGCCGGCGAACGCUCCGAGCGACUGCACCGCAGUGUCGGACGGUUCGGUGGCGCUGUCUUCCGUGGUUCAGCUGUACGGUCUCAGCUCGUCAAGCUCGCGUCGUACGCUUAAGGAACAGGCUGGAGCUGCUCGCCUUGCUAGCGCCACGUGCGCGUGCCUAGGAACCCCCCGCCCGUGCCUUUUCUUCCACGGCAUGGACGUCGAGGCGGACGGCGGCAUUGUGGACAGCUAUUCCUUCUUCGGGGACAUCAAGGAGCACGCACCAUGCUGCUCGUCCUUCAGCUUCGCCAUCCUCAAUACCGUCGACUACGAAUGGUACAACGACACGCUGCAGGAGAAGGCUUGCAACGCCGCCAUGAACGUCAGCACUGGGACAACCGACAGCGGCUCGACGGAGAUCAACGACUUGAUCAUUGUGGCGCACUCCAUGGGCAACAACAUGCUGGCUGGAGCGUUGGCGACUGGCAAGUGCUCGAUCGGCAGUAACGUGGACUGGGUCGACCUGAGCGGACCCAUGAAGGGCAGCAUGGGCUCGGAUUUCCUGCACCAGAUCUGCGACGGAGGGAGCGUGCUUCAGGACAUUUUGGCUGAGCUCGGAGGACUCAUCGGUCAGUGUCCAGGCACUACCACGCGCAGGUCGCUGGUGUAUGAUGGCGGCAACUACUGCGAUGCCGCGUGCUCUGCUCGCUAUGCGGCCGCGCGAGCUGUGCACGAGAAGUACGUGACUGCGAGUAUGUGCGGCACGACGUACUCGGGACUGCUGUCCAGUGAGUACGCGGGCUUGCUGGCUGGAGGGCUGCUGAUCCCGCACCAUUCGUCCAAGAACGACGGCAUCGUGGAGUUCCAGAGCUGCAUCGGUAACCUCGAUUCCUCGUCCUUUGACGACACGUACUCAGCCACUUGGUACGCGGCUGCGUUGAACCAUGCCGACACGACGUUCCACAACGGCGAAGGUCUGUUCAGCAGCGCCAAGAAGCCGCUCAAGUGGUUCGAGUGCUUGCUGUGAAGAACCUGCUGAUCUCAGGACUGAGAGUUCGUAA